AUGCGAACCUCGCCGGACAAAGCAGAGGCCAUUAGAAAAAUAGAGCUCAUGUUCGAAAACAUCACUGACACCUUGCUCUCUGACAAGGGUAAGGUCACGAUCGCGUUGAGGUCGCGAGCAGUGCCGCCAGGAUCAGGCUCUGACCACGGGCAUGCUUUCACGACGAAUGAUUCCAAGGAUCGAGCUCGUGAGAUCUGUUUUCCGGGGAGCACGCCACAGGAGGCUUGGAGAUUCACUGUGCUUGUGCGCAUCCUGGAACUUGUGCACGAAGCACUGUCGGCGGAUGUCGUUAUCACUAAGAGAGAUAUCUACUACAGACACCCGGCCUUAUUCGCCAAGCAAGCAGUCGUCGACCGGUAUGUCGAUGACAUCGCUUGCACUUUCGGCGUGUCGAGGCUAGCUCUUAAUGUAGCUGCUGCAGCGAAGGGGCUCGUUGUCGGAUGUUUCAUCUGCCGUCGCGGGGAUGGGACCGGUCUCCUCAUUCCCAGCAUCAACUCAACUGACAAGUUCCGGCUGAGCCAUGUCUCGUGGAUCCUUGUGGUUGAGAAAGAAGCAACUUUCCGAUCACUCACUUCGUCCAACUUCCGGAAGACACUAUGCUCCUCUGGCAUCAUGAUUACUGCCAAGGGCUAUCCGGACAUCGCAACGCGGGCUUUCCUUCGCGCCAUCAGCACGUCUUUGCCUCAGAAUGGGUUUCGUUGCCCUCCGGUGUAUGCGCUGAUGGACUACGAUCCAGACGGCAUUGCCAUCAUGUCUACAUAUAAGCAUGGUUCCGUCGCCCUUGCGCACGACAAUGCCAAGCUCGUUGUGCCGCAGAUACGAUGGCUGGGCAUACAAAGCUCUGCUCUUGCUACCUCCGCCGCAGGCCUUACCGAAAGCAGCGACCAUGGCAACGAAGAUGCAAAUGGCGAAAGUAACGUGCAUCAGGUGCAGGGUCUUCUGCGGCUGACAACGCGCGACCGGCGGAAAGCACUCAAGAUGCUCGAUUGGGAUGUCUUUGAUGAGAACGGAUCAGAGCCUCAAUGGAGAAGGGAAGUCCAGGUCAUGUUGAUGCUAAAUGUCAAGGCGGAGAUCCAGAUCAUGGAAGCUCAGAUGGGCGGGCUGGCAGGAUGGUUGCAGGCAGAACUGAAAGGCCUGUAG
Messenger RNA from Coniosporium apollinis CBS 100218, 1140 nucleotides. RefSeq lists its product as uncharacterized. Lineage: Eukaryota; Fungi; Ascomycota; Dothideomycetes. Gene Ontology annotation, cellular component: nuclear chromosome. The coding region runs from base 1 to 1140 and encodes 379 amino acids. Gene Ontology annotation, biological process: meiotic DNA double-strand break formation; reciprocal meiotic recombination; meiotic DNA double-strand break processing. The transcript is spliced from 5 exons. The record is from RefSeq and is a predicted model, not a curated record. Gene Ontology annotation, molecular function: DNA topoisomerase type II (double strand cut, ATP-hydrolyzing) activity; ATP binding; DNA binding.